Molecule: messenger RNA, 2227 nt
Organism: Pseudocercospora fijiensis CIRAD86
Lineage: Eukaryota; Fungi; Ascomycota; Dothideomycetes; Mycosphaerellales; Mycosphaerellaceae
Exons: 3
Coding region: 1-2169 (722 amino acids)
Cellular component (GO): fungal-type vacuole membrane
Molecular function (GO): oligopeptide transmembrane transporter activity
Source: RefSeq, a predicted model, not a curated record
AUGCUUGGCUACAUCGAAUUCGCAGCGCAACAACAUGAUGAGAUGUCGUGCCGCCAGAAGCCGUUCGCCUCCUACAAACAAGAUCCAUUCACGCCAUUCGACGACCUGCCUGAGGAGAGACACAUCAUCGUGACCAUUCGAGCUGUCCUCGUUGGUGUUGUCUGCGGUGCUCUUGUCAACGCAUCCAACAUCUACCUCGGACUGAAGACCGGAUGGACCUUCGGCGCGAGUUUGUUCGGUGCAAUCAUUGGUUUCGCACUGCUCAAGCCUCUCGGUAGGAGACUGCCCGAGUCCUUCCCAAUCCUCGGUGGCGAAUUCGGUCCUCGUGAGAACAACAUCGUCCAGACUGCCGCCACAGCUGCAGGCGGUCUGUCCGGCGUGUUCAUCUCGGGCAUUCCAGCUCUCUACCAGCUCCACCUGCUGGACACCCCGAAAAAGGACUUCCACCGCCUGAUCACCCUCACCAUCGUCGGAGCUUACUUCGGAUUUCUCAUGUCGACGCCACUGCGCAAAUUCUUCAUCAUUUACGUUGCCCGCGAGCUGAAGUUGAUCUUCCCGACACCUGCGGCGACAGCAAUGACUAUCCGUGCAAUGCACAUGGCGGCAACAGGAGAGGCAAUCGCAAAAAUGAAGAUGAGGGCACUCGCAUAUGCAUUCUCUGCGGCAUUCAUCCUGCGUGUCGUGUCGCAGUACGCGAUCGGUAUUCUUUGGGACUGGCACAUCUUCACCUGGUUCUUUAUCUGGGGCAACUACCACAAUCACGCUCUGGCUGUCGAGAACUGGGGCUGGAUGAUCGAAUGGACUCCGGCGUUCAUUGGUGCAGGCAUGCUUGUUGGAUUGAACACUGCCUGCUCCUUCUACGGAGGCUCCAUCCUGGCUUGGGGUAUCAUCGGACCGGCUCUUGUGCACAACAAGGUGGCUUUCGGCAAACAGUUGGCUCCGAAAGACGAGAAGUGGUCCGGUCUCAUGUCUUUCGCUUCUCUCGGCGCUCAUGCAUCCACCAAGGCUACACCUAGCCCACGUUUUUGGCUGCUGUGGCCUGGCGUUCUGACGAUGAUCGUCGUUUCAUUCGUCGAACUCGGUCUUCAAUACAAGGUCUUCUUCCACGUGUCCAAGGCCAUCUAUCGUGCCAGCUGCGCUGGAAUCGCCGCGGGUAUGAGGAAGAUGGGCAAGCGCUCUGAAGCUAUGGAACGUAGAGGAGCACAGAAGCAGGCAGAUUUGGUCCAAGACUUCGCCGAGGACAGGGAGCUCGUCAAGUGGUGGAUGUGGGCACCAGCCAUCGUUUUUGUCAUCAUCAUGGCUUGCGUAGUGAUGGGCGUGCAGUUCGAUAUGCCUGUCGGCAUGUCACUGCUCUCUAUCUUCCUGGCCUUCUUCUUCUCGUUACUGGCUGUCCAGUGCGCUGGUGUCACUGACAUUACCCCACUGACUGCAGCUUCCAAGGCCUCUCAGAUUGUUCUUGGAGGUGCAACAAAGGGCGAACACUGGCAAAUGGACCACGCUCAGCGUCUCAACUUGCUUGGUGGUUCGCUCGCCUCCAUUGGUGCCAACCAGGCCUCCGAUCUUGUCGGUGACUUCCGUGUCGGCUUCCUGCUAAAGACAUCUCCAAAGCAGCAGUGGCUCGCUCAAGGUCUGGGAACCGUCGUCGCCUGUUUCUUGGCUCCCGCACUUUUCAUGCUCUUCGCCAAGGCCUAUCCGUGUAUUCUGGACUCAACCGCAGAGCACUGUCCAUUCAGCGCUCCAUCAGUCGCUGCUUGGAAAGCCGUUGCUGUCGCCAUGACCGACCCAGAGUUCCCAGUUCCAACCUCAUCCGGAAUCUUCUCCAUCAUCUUCGCCAUCCUCGGUGGUGUCAUGAUUAUCAUCCGACACUACGUUUACCGCGGCACAUGGGAGAAGUACCGAGUGUACCAUCCCAACAUGAUGUGUGUGGCUCUGGCUUUCGUCCUGCCACAGACCUACUACGGCUUGGCCAUGAUCAUCGGCGCUCUUCCUUGCUACUACUGGGCCAAGAGGAAGCCGAAGUCAUUCGACAUCUACGGCUACGCCAUCGCAGCCGGUCUCAUUGCCGGCGAAGGAAUCGGAGGCGUCGUGAACGCCAUCUUCCAGGUUGCCGGCAUCGCGGGUCCAGAUCCUUACGGCACCAAUAUUGCAUGUCCUGCAAACUCUUGCUAGAUCAGCAUUUCAUAGCGAUUUUCAUUGCAAUUUGUGAUGUGACGACGGAGUUGUACAG